AUGAAAGACCGGACGUCAUAUCCCAAAUAUAAAAAUUUGAACACACCAUUAGAAGAUCUUGAGAGUUCAGCAAUGCAUAUUCUUUCUAGAGCGAAUACAUUUAAAUGUUUUUAUUUAGAAUGGACUAAUAUUGAUAGUAUGGAUGAUGGACGAAAUUCUCACACGGCAUCCAUUUUAACCGAUGGAAAAGUGUUAAUUACUGGCGGCCUUAAUCGUGGUGCUCUAAGUAGUGCUGAGUUGUAUGAUCCAUUAACAGGAACUUGGGCAACUACGUCUAGUAUGAAUUAUACACGCCAUAUGCACACAGCGUCUAUAUUGACAAAUGGAAAAGUAUUAGUUACUGGUGGAAACGAUGGUGAAAAUAAUGCUCUAAAUAGUACUGAAUUGUAUAAUCCAUCAACAGGAACUUGGACCGCUGCUGGCGAUAUGAAUAAUGGACGAAUAGAUCACACAGCAUCCAUUUUAGAAAAUGGAAAAGUAUUAGUUACUGGUGGAAAAAAUGGAAAUGAUUAUCUAAAUAGUGCCGAAUUGUAUGAUCCAUCAACAGAAACUUGGACAACUACUAGUAGUAUGGAUAAUGCUCGCGUACAACACACAGCAACCAUAUUAACAAAUAGAAAAGUAUUAGUUACUGGUGGAAAUAAUAUUUAUGCUUUAAGUAGUGCUGAGUUAUAUGAUCCAUCUACAGGAACUUGGACAAAUACUGGUAGUAUGAAUGAUGCGCGAUAUUCUCAUACAGCAUCCAUAUUAAAAAAUGGAAAAGUGUUAGUUACUGGCGGCCUUAAUCGUGGUGCUCUAAGUAGUGCUGAGUUGUAUGAUCCAUUAACAGGAACUUGGACAACUACGGAUAGCAUGAAUUAUACACGAUGGAGCUCCAAAGCAUCGGUAUUAACAAAUGGAAAAGUGUUAAUUACUGGUGGACAUAAUAAUCGUGCUUUAAGUAGUGCCGAAUUGUACGAUCCUUCAACACAAACUUGGACGAUUAUUAAUAGUAUGAAUGAUGCACGAUAUUUUCAUACAGCAUCUGUCUUAAAGAAUAAAAAAGUGUUAGUUACUGGUGGAAGGAACCUUGGUACGGCUUUAAACACUGCAGAACUAUAUUCAUGA
Messenger RNA from Didymodactylos carnosus, 1107 nucleotides. NCBI's taxonomy places the organism in Eukaryota, Metazoa, Rotifera, Eurotatoria, Philodinida, Philodinidae. The record is from the annotation of a GenBank genome assembly.